Messenger RNA from Manihot esculenta (cassava), 423 nucleotides. RefSeq lists its product as uncharacterized. The record is from RefSeq and is a predicted model, not a curated record. The transcript has 2 exons. Bases 1 to 423 code for a protein of 140 amino acids. Lineage: Eukaryota; Viridiplantae; Streptophyta; Magnoliopsida; Malpighiales; Euphorbiaceae.
AUGGGCAGUGGUAGAAAUGAAAAUAGGGGCAGGGGUAAAGGUAAAGGCAGUAUAAGUGUAAGAGGUAGAGGAAUGGAAUUAGCUAGGAGCAGGGAUAAUGGAAGAGGCAGUUUUAGUGUAAGAGGUAGAGGAGUGGAAUUAGCUAGGGGUAGAGGUAAGGAUAGGGGCAACAAUUUAUCAUCUAUUGAUGCUAGUGGCAGUGGAAUAACUAGGGGAACUAAGAAUGAUAAGGAUGAGACUAGUAGUGAUAGUUCAGAAGCUGAGUUAGAUAAAAUGGAUAUUGCUAAGGAUAGUGAUGGGUUGAGCAGCUUAGAUUCAGAAGCUUCAAUAUAUUUAUCAUCAGAUGAUGAUGGUGACAAUGAACCAGACCAGAGGGAUCAUUUGCAUGGAUUUUACAAUAAUCCAUUUACAUAUAAUGGAUAA